Nicotiana attenuata is the source of this 420-nucleotide messenger RNA. RefSeq lists its product as uncharacterized. The transcript is spliced from 3 exons. NCBI's taxonomy places the organism in Eukaryota, Viridiplantae, Streptophyta, Magnoliopsida, Solanales, Solanaceae. The record is from RefSeq and is a predicted model, not a curated record. The coding region runs from base 1 to 420 and encodes 139 amino acids.
AUGUCAUCAUUGCCCAUGAAUUGGUCAAAGGAUACACUCAGAAAGGGAUCUCACCAAGAUGCUGCUUUAAGCUACUCUUUGCUAGUGAAUGGGGGCUUGCCAGCUAAAUUCCAAGGAAAGAAGGGGUUAAGACAAAGAGACCCAAUGUCUCCUUACCUGUUUCUUUUGGUGAUGGAGUACCUGAACAGGGCUUUGAAGAGUUUUAAGUUCAAUCCAAACUUUAACUACCAUCCAAGAGCAGAUAAGGUUUCUAUCAACUUAUUACUGGAAAGAUUCAAUCAUUUCUCUAAGGUGUCAGGUCUCAAGGCUAAUAUGGAGAAGAGUGCUAUAUACAUCGCUGGUGUCACAAGGGAAUUCAAAGAAAUGAUUUUAGAAGAGAUGCAAUUCAUACUAGGGGAGCUACCAUUUAAAUAUCUUUGA